AUGGCCAGCCGGGGUGGGGGCCGGGGUCGUGGCCGGGGCCAGUUGACUUUCAACGUGGAGGCCGUGGGCAUUGGGAAGGGAGAUGCUUUGCCUCCACCCACCCUGCAGCCUUCUCCACUCUUCCCUCCCUUGGAGUUCUACCCAGUGCCUCUGCCCUCUGGAGAGGAAGGGGAAUACGUCCUGGCACUGAAGCAGGAGCUACGAGGGGCCAUGAGGCAGCUCCCCUACUUCAUCCGGCCAGCUGUCCCCAAGAGAGAUGUGGAGCGUUACUCAGACAAAUACCAGAUGUCAGGGCCAGUUGACAAUGCCAUCGAUUGGAACCCUGACUGGAGACGUCUACCCCGGGAGCUAAAGAUCCGGGUGCGGAAGCUGCAGAAGGAGCGGACCACCAUCCUACUUCCCAAGAGGCCCCCUAAAGCUCCAGAAGAUAAGGAGGAAACAAUACAGAAACUGGAGACCCUGGAGAAGAAGGAGGAAGAAGUGACUUCAGAGGAAGAUGAGGAGAAAGAAGAAGAAGAAGAGAAGGAAGAGGAAGAAGAAGAGGAGUACGAUGAAGAAGAACAUGAAGAGGAAACUGAUUACAUCAUGUCAUAUUUUGACAAUGGAGAAGAUUUUGGGGGUGACAGUGAUGACAACAUGGAUGAAGCUAUAUACUGAAGAAGGACCCUAAACAAUAUCCCAGAUUUUCAUAUCUUUCUGGAUUUGAAAUGCAGAGAAUAACCAUCCCUAGUAUUUGGUUUUGUGGAUAAGCAAGUCGUUCUUCUGACUCUUCUCAGAGUCCAGAUAACGUUUUUGGUGCCUGCAGGUGGGAGUGGAGAUGAAAACAGGUAGCCCUCUUUUCUAUACUUUUCUCUCCCUUUGCCCUUAUAUCACCUUUGAUAUCUUGUGGAAAGGGCAAAGGACCAAUGUCCUAAAUGUAUAAAAGGGAGAAAGGAGAAUCAAAAGAAGAAAAACCUGGGAUUGUUAGAUUUGAGACAGCUGUAUACAUACCGCUACCCAUUUUUACAGCUCUUUGUGGAGCUAAUUGGGGGUGGGAGCACUUAGGAGGAGUUAGGCCAGUUUUAUAUUUUUAAAUAAAAUGUUUUUAUUUGUC
This is a messenger RNA of Loxodonta africana (African savanna elephant), 1093 nucleotides long. RefSeq names its product RNA polymerase III subunit GL (gene POLR3GL). The transcript is spliced from 7 exons. NCBI's taxonomy places the organism in Eukaryota, Metazoa, Chordata, Mammalia, Proboscidea, Elephantidae. Bases 1 to 657 code for a protein of 218 amino acids. Gene Ontology annotation, cellular component: RNA polymerase III complex. Gene Ontology annotation, biological process: transcription by RNA polymerase III. The record is from RefSeq and is a predicted model, not a curated record.